AAGAAUGAUAUUGCAGGUGUCGAUGAGGAGAUUUCAUCUCAAAAGUCUGGUGUCAAAACUUUAAAAAAUUUCGAUGAUAAACAAAGAACUGGAAAUAACGGUUGUGAUAAGUUUGUGAGUGAUACCAAUCUGAUGGAGUUUCAAAAUAAUGAACAGUAUGUGGAAAAUGAAGAAAUUCAACCACAAAACACAUCCAAGAUCUUAUUGCUUCUAAAAAGAAGUUUUCCACUCAUUCAGAAACUGAGGAAUCUAAGUCAAAAAAGGGAAGUUUGUCAAAAUUAAGUGGAUAUGGAUCGGAUGUUUCGUUAUCUUCUUCAUACUCAGAACUCCCUCGGCCACAGUUGGAAAGCAAUUAUGAGCACGUUUUAGCAAGUAUUGCUCAAAUGAAGAGAGAAAUCGAUGUUCUUGAACAAAAAUUAACAAUUUACAAUACGCGAGAUUUAGGUCAUCUUGUUAAUGAAAGGAAAGAAUUGUUAUGUCAGUUACAACGAUCUUCACAUAUUGAAAAAGACAUACAGAAAAAGAUGGCUUUAGAAAUCGAAAUUAAGAAAGUUUAUGAAGAGUUAAGAUUGACACAGAUGGAUCAUGAAAGAAUAAUGGAGGAAAAGUAUUUGUUGGAGAUGCGCAGAAAUUCUUUGAUUAAACUUCUCGCGGAAGCAACGAGAAAAAGUAAAUUGUUGAACGCUCAAUUAAGAAAUAUAUCUGGCAGUGUUCAGUCGCUAUCGUCAAGCUCAAGUAAAGGUUCAUUAAACUCAAGUCGAUAUGCCAUCAGCCAUGAAUCUUUAUCUUCGAGUCGAAGUUCAAUGUCCCAUAACAAACAUUGUGAACGUAAUGAAACAAAUUUUCGUGAACUGCAUCAACGUGUAAACUCUAUCUUACAGGGAAUAUCAUCAACGUCUACGCCAUUAAAAAUUCUUACAUCUCAAGGAAUAAGUUUACAAAAAUCAACAUCUAAAGAUUCACUUUCGAUAUCCUCUGUUUCUCCUCCUCAAUCUCCAUCACCAGAUAAAUCAUUCAACACUGACAAUACUCGUCGAUUUCAUUCGGACUUUGAUGAAAUAAACGAUCGUGUUUCUUUGCAUCCCGAUUCACUCUCUCUACCUUUAAAAAAUUUUCGCUUUGGUAACGAGACAAAUACAUCGUUAUCGCCCAUCACUGAAGGUAUUCCUUCUAGAUGUCAUUCAGUUAACAAAGGAGUUUCAGCUGCUGUAUCAGACGAGAGUGUUGCUGCUGAUAGUGGAGUAUUUGUUUCUUCUAUGGAAAAUUUACGUCGUCAGAACAGUAUGAGAUCCACCAGACAAAAUAGUGACGAUGACGGUGCUGAAAUACCUCAAAUUAAAAUUGGUUUAGGAUACGUUGAAGAAAAAGAACAAUUAUUGGUUUAUAUAGAUGAAGCAUAUAGCUUACAGUUACUAUGUCCAUACGAAGGUUUUGGUGCAAAGAUUUCCUUGAGUAUUUUACAGCAUUCUUCAGAUAGACUUACGUCGGAGACCACUGAUGUUUGUAAAAAUUUACAACGAGCUGUUUUCUCUGAGAGGUUUCAUUACUCAUUGCCAAUGAUAAAACUUAGAAAACAAGUUUUACAAAUCUUUGUUUUGAUGGUCGAUGAUAAAAAUGAAGAAUCUGUGAUGGGCUUUUGUCAGAUGCGUUUAGAGGAUUUUAACGUGAAGUCAUCGGUUACUUUCUUUUGGUUAACUCUUCUCACACCAAACGCUGAAAUUUGGAAACAAUCAACCAUAAUUCCCUUUGCAAUGAAUUACAACAUUUUAUCAUCUUAUCCUUUACCCUCACAGGUUGGCGAUAUUCCAAAUGCAGCUCAGUCAAGUGAUAAAACAAGCCAUAAUUUAUCCUUAAAUUCGUAUGAAUCGUGUCUUGAUGCAUUAAAACAAAGUUCGUGCAUGCGCAGUAACGAUUCACUGAGUAGUGUACAUAGUCAAGAAAGCGGCUUGGAGAAGGAUAGUCGUUCACAGACAUCAGGUUCUUUGUUAGAGAAAAUGUCUCAAGCAAUUGCAAAACGCAAGAACUCAGAUCCACACACAGAGAUUUGUCGUAUUGAGUGUGAAGAAGGACCAAUGCCUUGGAACUUGACAAUGACAGACUUUCAAAGACGUCAAAUUACGGUAAAUCGCAGUAACUCCGACUGCACAGCGAAACGUAUGACUGGUAACUGCACCAAUCAUUUUAUUCGACACUGUGUCGACAGAACAAGUAUCAGACGAAAAACGCGACCAGUAUCUUGGCAACAACCUCCAUCUUGGAUACAAAGCAGUACAAUUGGUCAGCAGUUGCCUCAACAAGGAAAUGAAAGCUUGAUGGCAAGUAAAGCACAGUCAGAUAUUGAACAUGAGCUUGAAACAUCGAAAAUAAAACAGAUGCAAUUUUGUAUGGAAAAUUCUCGCCAUCAAGAAAUAAAAAGAAUCAUGGAGAACGCUGAAAGUAGCGAAUCAUCUCAAUUGCCUCAAUUGUUUGAAAAGAAUAAAGAUUUUAGAAAGUUUUUAAAUGAAGCUGAAAAGCAAUCAUCUUUACAAUACUCUCCCUCAUCUAAUGAAUCUUUGUCACAGAGGUUUACUAAAGAAGAGAAAAUGAAAAAAUUUAAAAAUAAAAUGGACUUUAUUACAAGUUUACGCCUUCGUGUUCCACAAAUGUCAUCAGAUAUGGAAAAACCAUGUUUAGUUUAGAAUAUGACAUGGGUUGUUUUAAGUAAAAUUUAUAGAAAGACAAUGUAUGUAUUACAGAUGUAUUGAUAACAAAUUGGACUUAAUUAUAUAAAUAUAGAAAGACAUUUUAUACGACACUAAACAUUCACAACAAACGUAUGAUAAAGACUAAUUAUCAUGAAACAUUGACAAAAGGGCUAGCAUUGUCUAAAAUAAUAUUUAUUCCUUUAUAUUUGUUGAAUCAAUUCACCAUAUUGUUUGAUAUUAGCGACAUUUUACUAUUGUAAAUAAAAUAUUUUGAUGCAGUUGUAUGUAUCAAUAAACCAAUGGACUCUAAAUAAUUUACAGUUAUAUCGGAGUCAUCAAUAUGAAA
Messenger RNA from Xenia sp. Carnegie-2017, 3030 nucleotides. Its product is annotated as protein KIBRA-like. The coding region runs from base 384 to 2678 and encodes 764 amino acids. The record is from RefSeq and is a predicted model, not a curated record. NCBI's taxonomy places the organism in Eukaryota, Metazoa, Cnidaria, Anthozoa, Malacalcyonacea, Xeniidae. The transcript is spliced from 13 exons.